Molecule: messenger RNA, 1392 nt
Organism: Nerophis lumbriciformis (worm pipefish)
Lineage: Eukaryota; Metazoa; Chordata; Actinopteri; Syngnathiformes; Syngnathidae
Source: RefSeq, a predicted model, not a curated record
AUGUCAGCACCGAAAAAGAGAGGGCUACCCAAACCGCUCCCAGAUGGCUUCAUACUGACUGAUAAUGUGAAGAAGAAAUGGAGGCUGGGGAAAGUCGUGGGUCAAGGUGGCUUUGGACUGAUCUACUAUGCAUCCCAAGACAUUGGCAGCGCCGUCUCAGCAGAUACUGACUUUGUUGUAAAAGUGGAAUAUCAUGAGAAUGGCCCUCUGUUCUGUGAGCUCAGCUUCUACAAGAGGGCAGGCAGACCAGAAAUGAUGCAAAAAUGGAUGCAAAGUAAAAGACUUGACCACCUCGGCAUCCCAAAAUACUGGGCAUCAGGGCAAGCAGAGUAUAAUGGCAUCAAGUAUCGUUUUAUGGUAAUGGAGCGACUCGGCACGGACCUUCAGAAAAUCAGCGAACGUAAUGGCGGUCGCUUUAAGAAGGCUACGGUGCUCCGAGUUGGUCAAGUUCUGGUAGACAUACUGGAAUAUAUCCACGAGAAUGAAUUUGUGCAUGCAGACAUCAAAGCUUCCAACCUUAUGCUGGGUCAUAGAAACCCUCAAGAGCUCUACCUAGCCGACUAUGGACUGGCUAAUCGGUACUGCAAUGAUGGAGUCCAAAAACAGUAUCAUGAAAAUCAUCGGAAAGGUCACGAUGGCACCAUUGAAUACACCAGUCUAGAUGCUCACAGAGGUGUUACUGGAUCCAGGCGUGGCGAUAUCCAGAUUCUUGGUUUUUGUCUUCUUCACUGGUUAUGUGGGUCUCUUCCCUGGGACGGUGAUCUGAAGAAUGCAGUAAAGGUCAUGGAAGCUAAGGAUAGACUGAUGGAUAGUCUGCCAGAGUCUGUCCAGCAGCUGUCAGUGAAUGGAGCCAGCACAGCUGAGGUUGCUUCCCUGCUCCUGUAUGUGAAGUCUCUGAACUUCCAUGACAAGCCUGACUACCAGCGUUUAAGGCAAAUAUUGUCUACUGGGACAAAGGAAAAACUGGAUUUCUCUGUACCACGUGGAGUCGGGGAGAAGAAGUCAGCGUCUAAGGCGCUUGAGCCCCCCAACAGGGGCAAGAGAAAAGCAAAAGGUCAAGGUGUCUCCAAAGCCAAGCCUGUAGCCAUUGGAGAGGAGGAUGACGACGAGGAGGAUGACGACGAGGAGGAUGAGGGAGGGAGAGAGAAGAAACUAAAACAAGCAAGUUGCAACAGAAGACGGCAAAACGUUCCACAGAAGAGCGAUCGAGUCACAAGAUCACUGAGGUCGAGGGCUGGGACUCUGAAGUCUUACAAGGAAGAUGACAGCACGAAUGAUGAUGACGACGAAGAAGAGGAGGAGAAAGAAGAGGAUGUCAGAAGCAACCCCAUUGAUCCGCGUUACAUAAGAGGCCCCCCAAAAGGAAAGAGAGGGCGUCCUAAAAUGGUGUGA